Messenger RNA from Effrenium voratum, 966 nucleotides. NCBI's taxonomy places the organism in Eukaryota, Dinophyceae, Suessiales, Symbiodiniaceae. The record is from the annotation of a GenBank genome assembly.
AUGGCAAGCGUCUUCGGCCUGGUCCUGCCGUUCUUCGGGCUGAUUGCCCUGGGGUUCGUGACCGCCCGCGUGACGCGCCAGCCGCUCGAAGCGCUGGGCUGGAUGAACACGUUCAUCAUCUAUGUCGCGCUACCGGCGCUGUUCUUCAAUCUACUGGCCAAAACACCGGUCGAGGAACUGACCCAGUGGCGAUUCAUCGUCGGCACCACGCUGUCCACAUUCGCCGUCUUCGCGCUGAUGUUCGUCAUCGGGAUUUUCCGCACGCGCGGCCGGGUGGACGAGAGCACGGUGAUGGGGCUCGCCGGCGCCUACGGCAACAUCGGCUAUAUGGGGCCGGGGCUGGCGCUUCUGGCGUUCGGCGAAGCGGCCGUCGUGCCGGUCGCGCUGGUGUUCUGCUUCGACAACACGCUGCACUUCGUCAUCGCGCCGCUGAUGAUGGCGCUGGCCGACGAUUCGCCGGACCGUCCGCCGGCGUGGAAGCUGGCGCUCGAUGUCGCAGGGCGCAUCCUGCUGCACCCGUUCAUCCUGGCGACGAUUGUCGGGAUCACCGCCGCCAUUGCCGGCUUCCGCCCGCCGGCGGCCGCGCAGACGCUGCUCGACUAUCUGGCCGGCGCGGCCGCUCCUUGUGCGCUGUUCGCCAUGGGCGUCACGCUGGCGUUGCGCCCGCUCCGGCGCAUCCCCGCGGAGACCGCGUUCAUCGUGCCGAUCAAGCUGAUCGUGCAUCCGGUCAUCGCCUAUGUGCUGGUCUCGUAUAUCGGCGAUUUUCCGCCGGUCUGGGUCUACUCGGCCAUGCUGCUGGCGGCGCUGCCGAGCGCCACCAACGUCUUCGUCAUCGCCCAGCAAUAUGGUGUGUGGGUCGAGCGCGCCUCGGCCAUGGUGCUGCUGACCACGGUGGGCUCGGUCGCCACCGUCACGCUGCUGCUCUACCUGAUGACCAAUUCUAUCCUGCCGCCCGAUCUGUUCUGA